This is a messenger RNA of Leptopilina heterotoma, 2381 nucleotides long. RefSeq lists its product as uncharacterized. The transcript has 7 exons. The record is from RefSeq and is a predicted model, not a curated record. Gene Ontology annotation, molecular function: protein binding. NCBI's taxonomy places the organism in Eukaryota, Metazoa, Arthropoda, Insecta, Hymenoptera, Figitidae. Bases 331 to 1830 code for a protein of 499 amino acids.
UUAAAGGGCUGAAGGUUAUGUUUUCCUUUAAAAAAUAAAGUUCCUUUAGUAAAUAUGGUAAAUAUUUGUGUUUAUUGUGUUUAAUUAAUUAAUGAAAUUAAUAAUUUGGUACAAUGAUUGUUUGAUUCAUUUCCAAACUUCCAAAGUGGGAAAUUACAAUAAUCGGAGAAGAAUGACAAUUCUAUGAUUCUAAGGAUUUACGGAUAUUAAGAGGAGAUUAAAAAUAAUUUGCCGAGCCAUUCAUACAUAUGAACGAAGAAAUCUUCCGUGAUUUCACAAUAUUGGGUAAAAUUAUAAGUGACUGGAAAUUAUUAAUUUUAAUAUUCAAAAAUGAGUGCCGGAUGUUGGAAAUUUAACGAGGAAAAUAGAGCUGUGUACAUAGACAGGGAAGAUGAGUCUGAGGAACAAAAAUUAAAAAAUAUGUACAGUAAUUGGGAUCAGUUGCCGGAUAUUUUGCUUGAGCAGAUAUUUUCCUAUUUGACGAUUCGCGAACGUUAUUAUGCAUCAUUGGUCUGUAGAAAUUGGUAUCGUGCCUUUAAAUUGCAAAAUGUUUGGUCAAUUUUCACACUCGAGGAUACAACAUUGACGAGGGGGAAAUUUAAUUAUUACAGUGGUUGGCAAUAUGUUCUUGAUCACAUGAGAAUAUCGACUUGUUUGAAUAAAGUUGGAAAACACUUUCGUUGCCUUAUAUUUGAGCCGAUGUUGAAUUUUUACAAUUUAUAUGAAUUUAUGAAUAUGGUCUCGUGGUAUGCGGAGAGACAGGGCUCGGACAAUACUUCGGUGGCUGGUGUUGGCACGCAUAUUCGUCGAUUGAAAUUUACAUUUUUUUGCAAUAUGGCAAAUAGAGAUAAUCCUGAUCGAAUUCGUGUUUUUGGAACUGGUGGGAAAUUACUCGAGGCUUUAAAGAGAUUAAUGAUUAAUUUAGUUAAUCUCAAGUGUCUCGAACUUAUAGACUUGAUGCUUGAUAGUAAGGAAGCACUUUUUCUCAUGGACGAUAUUUGCGCGAAUUGUACACAAACUUUGAGGAAACUUAUUCUUAUUAAUGCAACGAGAGAAUUUUGUCCACUUUUACACGUCGGUGUCUUUCUCAAUUUACACACUUUGAUAAUAAGUCCUCAGAAUUUACACGAAGAUGUUGUGGAACUGAUUGGACAUACAAAAUUAAAGCAUCUUCACAUUGUGCAAAAUCGUUACAGUCCAAAGGACACUACAAUUCGUUUGCCGAAAAAUUGUUCUUGGGUGAAAAUGAGACUGAACAAUCCGAAUUUGAAAGUUCAUUUUGAGAUAGAGAGUCAAAAAUCAAGUGACAUGUCGUUAGUUGCUGAUUUAAUGAGUUAUAAAUCAAUUCCCUGCCACAGUAUCGUUUUAGACAGUCCAAAAUAUCAGGUUCCCGUCUCUGCAAUUAUAGAACAAGGAUUGUGUUUUCAAUUGUCAUUGAAAGUUUAUGCAUUAAAGGGAUUAUCGAGAUAUUAUUUACCGAAGAAUUUCGCCAAACGGAUCGACGAGACAAUUGUUAGAUUUUGCCGAUUGUGUCCAAAUCUUCACACACUGAUGAUUCAUGAUAAAAUAUCAACAGCCACGAUUCUCGAAAUUGUAUCAACGGCAAAAAGAUUACGCUGCUUGUACGUUCGAAAGAAUGUCAUUUUAAAAAGAUGCGAUCGAGAUUGGUCAAAUAUCACCGACUGGACAUCGGAACAUUAUCAGUGGAUUAAGGCGAAUAGUAAUUGUUACGAAAGUACUGAACGAGAGGUCUCGAAAAUAUUGGGCUACCGUUGGCAUAUGCUCUCUGAAAAGGAAUUCAAAAAUCAGGAAAUUGGUUUACACAUUUAAAUUAUAAAUCACAUUUCCUCUUUUUCUCACUUCCACCAUUGACUGCAAUACUCAUCUUUUUCAUGGUAAAUUUUCAAUUUUAUUUAAAAGCAAAAAAUAUCAUUUUUCAUAAAAUUCUUUCUAAGACUCUUUUUACAGCUUGUUACGAAAAAUCUUGAUUUUAAACUUUAUUCUAGUCAUUAAACAUGUAGAUCUUUUUUUGAAAAUGUAAAGUAAAUAUCCUAGUAAACGGCACUGGCAAAACAAAAAAAAAUAUUUUUAAACAUUUUUAUCAUUAUUUUUAACCAAUUAGCCAAGUGUCGCUGACUAGUGCAUUUACCUUAUUUUGGAUUGUUCAAAUUUUUAGGAAAACAAGGAAAUAAAAAGUUUUUUGUUUCUCAAUUCUGUAUUUAUUAAAAUUCACUUCCUAAUUUACAAUGAAAAAAUCAACAAAAUUAAAACUAGCAAUGCCCCGAUUAAAGAGCAAAAAAAUGAAUUAUUUUUAUCCAUACCAAUUAUGUUCGAUAAAAAAAAACAAAUAUAACAUUAUCGUAAAGCGAUAUAUUUUUUUU